AGAACAAAGGCUACGUUGACCGUCAGAUCUCACCUUGCUCUUUACGAUUGUUAUACCUGUUAUUAUUAUUUUUCACCUUGCUCUCUUUUCAUUCGCAUUUCCCUCUCGGUUAUUGUUAUUCUUCUUCCUUUUUUUUUGCUGUGUACUCCUCUGUGUUGUCCUCGGCAGCCAGCAGUAAAGCGCGAACACCACAAUUGACUGGCCUCUUCGUUCGUCUUGCCCUCGCUUCUCAACUCCGUCGGUUUCGGAUCCCUGAAAGCAGUGGAGUGCUUUUCUCGGAAGGAAGGCUGGCCACGUGCAACGUGAAUUCCCACAUAUUUAGCAUCAUUAUUGCUGUUUCUGCUUACGUCACUUCUCUUAUUCGUCGGGGAGCGCUCUGUGCCGCGCUUCCACUCCGCCAAAGGAAAAAAGGGUGCGCGACACUACGCCGUAUUUAUGAUGUGCACUCGGAAGCCCGAAACACAAAACGUCCCCUUAUUAUUAUUAUUGUUGUUAUUAUUCAGCAAAUCUUGUGAAUGCCGUGCACGACGAACUGUGUGUGUGUGUGACGACGUCUCGCGAUGUCGCAUUGAAUCUGCAGUGGACCAACGACGUGGCCCUACCGCUGAAAGGUGUCGGGGUGGACCGCACCGCGGUGGCCAACGCAGUCCCCUGCCGCAACGCGCAGGGAGGCGAGGCGGCGAGGCUGCCAAAUGUGGAGGCCGAUGUGCAUCAGGUUUUCCCCACCACGCCCGCCAUCCCACCGCCGCCGCCGACGUCCACCGGCUCGAUGCAUGCGAUGCGCUUUUGGCACCGUCGCCUGCUGGCCCACCCCAUCUACGAACGCUGUGUCCGCUUCGUCCACCUUCGGUGCCCCACCACGCCCCCCACCGACAGCGCGGAGGCGGCGCAUGCGUGGAUGGCGUCGUGCGACCGUUGGUGGAACGCGCUGUCCGCUUUCGUGAGCCACACCUCCUCGCCGUACACGCUGCCGGCCGACAAGACGUGGAAUCCGUAUAGCUUCUCCAAGCCCGUCGUCUACACCCGGUCGCCGCCCGUCCGUCGGGAGAACGCCGGUGAACGCGUGGCGCUGGCUGUGUCGUCUGCGAAGCGCUCGCUGCCACCGCCGCUGUCGUACCACAUGGUGAUAGCCGAGUACCGCCUGAUCGCCAGCGAGGCGGAUGCGUUGCGCUCGUAUGUGGUUUGCCUGACGAUGUGGUGGCGCAGAGCGUGUCAGUGGGCGGCCGUAUCGAACCGUGAGUACGCCUGGAUAAGCCCGCCGCCGACCACUGGCGCGAACGCCGCAGAUUGGGCGGCGCUGUGCGAGCUGUGGCGCCGCUCCACCGUUGCGCUGCUUCGAGAGGAGGAGUACCGUACGAAGGCAGCUGAGUUGGAGGCGUUGACGGCUGCCUUUAAGCUGCAGCAGCGAAUCGAGCUGUCUUUCACGUCCAUUGACACGACACCGCCUUCGCAGCUCAAUCAAUUGCUCCAUUAG
This is a messenger RNA of Leptomonas pyrrhocoris, 1474 nucleotides long. RefSeq lists its product as hypothetical. The record is from RefSeq and is a predicted model, not a curated record. The transcript has a single exon. The coding region runs from base 770 to 1474 and encodes 234 amino acids. NCBI's taxonomy places the organism in Eukaryota, Euglenozoa, Kinetoplastea, Trypanosomatida, Trypanosomatidae.